AAAUUUUAGGACGGAGGAAGUAUCAUAUUUAUGAUAUAAGGGUGGCAGGGUACUCUUCAGCCUUCCACCAAUAGAAAGAAGAAAAAAAAACUAUUUGCCCCAAGGAAAAAAAAAAGAAAUGGAGAAAUCAUUCCGGUACCAUGUAGCAGUCUUAGCCUUCCCGUACGGCAGCCACGCCGCGCCCUUGCUCAACUUGGUCGAAAUGAUCGCCGGCGACUUCCCCGGCGUCCGUUUCUCCUUCUUCAGCACCACCCGGUCCAACGCCUCUCUGUUCAAGCCGUCCGCCAGCGGCCGCCGCAACAUCAAGGCGUACGACUUGUGGGACGGGGCGGCAGAGGGGGCGGCGCCGCUGCAGGAACAGGACGCCGCCAUGAGAUUCGUGGCGGUGAUGCCGGGAAACUACGAGAGAGCGGUCGAGGAGGCGGAGGCGGAGAUCGGGACCCGGUUCGGGUGUUUCUUGACGGAUGCGUUUCUUUGGUUCGGCGGCGACAUGGCCGAGAAGAGAGGCGGCGGCGGCGGCGGCGUUCCUUGGAUUGUGCUUUGGACAGCUGGGUGUUGUUCUCUCUCAGCUCAUUUACAUACUGAUCUUAUUCGAACUCUUUCUUCCUCUCCCGCCACAAACGGAGAGUCUACACAAGAGAACCGAACCCUGGAAUCCAUCCCGGGACUGUCCACCGUACGAAUCGGCGACCUGCCGGCGGAAUUCUUCACCGGGAAUCUACAGGCACCCACCUUCCCCGGCAUGGUUUACAACAUGUCCCUCCACCUCCACAGAGCAAACGCCGUCGCCGUCAACUCCUUCCAAGAUCUAGAGCCGGCCACCGCCGACCACCUCAAAACCAAGCUCCAAAACCUCUUCAACAUCGGCCCCAUGUCCCUCCUCCCCUCCCUACCGCCGCCGCCGCCCCCCAGCGACGAACACCAAUGCCUCCCCUGGUUGGACGCCCUGCGAGGCGGGCCUGCAGUCUACCUCAGCUUCGGAAGAGUCCUCGUGCUGCCACCUGGCGAAAUCGCCGCCAUAGCUGAAGCACUAGAAGCCAAGAGGGUCCCUUUUCUUUGGUCACUCAAAGAACCCGGCUUGAGCUACCUUCCGGAAGGGUUCUUGGACCGGACCGAAGGGCUGGGGAAGGUCGUGCCUUGGGCUCCCCAAGUACAAGUCCUGUCCCACCCUUCGGUCGCGGCCUUCGUGACGCACUGCGGGUGGAACUCGAUUCUAGAGGCAGUGUCCUCUGGGGUGCCCUUAAUUUGUAGGCCGUUCUACGGGGACCAGCCGAUGAACAGCAGGCUCGUGGAGAGCGCGUGGGAGAUCGGGGUGAGUGUGGAGGGAGUGGUGUUCACCAAGAACGCGACAAUGGAGGCCUUGGAUCUCGUUUUGGCGGGUGAUCGGAGUAAGGUGUUCAGAGAAAAUGUUGCAGUGCUCAAGGAGAAAGCUAUGGCGGCUGUAAGGCCUGGGGAUGGGAGCUCAACUAGAGAUUUUCAAGAACUGUUGCGCCUGCUUCAUCGUCAUGCUGAUUAGUUUAUCAGGGCUUCAUGUUUCCAUGCAGGAAGAUGUUACUUUGAACUCUAAGUUAACACCAUCAGUGGGUGCGCAGAACGUCAAUGUCCCGAAGACAUCAUCGGUGUGUUAUUUCUGGUGUCAUCCGUGGUGUGACUGAAGCAAUGUCCCUUCUAUGUCCGUGUGUUUGAAAUAAGCUUGUUGUUUAAAAUAACUUCAAGGGCAUUUUGCCCACAUAUUUUUUCAUGCUUGAAUUUUUGUUGUUGUUCAAUGAACUAAUAAGAGCACAUUUGGAACUUGGUAGGGGUUCCCAAUAUUAGCCCACCUCUUUGUUCACUCACCAUAAAGAAGCAACAAGAAA
Messenger RNA from Cuscuta campestris, 1856 nucleotides. NCBI's taxonomy places the organism in Eukaryota, Viridiplantae, Streptophyta, Magnoliopsida, Solanales, Convolvulaceae. The record is from the annotation of a GenBank genome assembly.